Octodon degus (degu) is the source of this 3492-nucleotide messenger RNA. RefSeq names its product mutS homolog 5 (gene Msh5). Gene Ontology annotation, molecular function: mismatched DNA binding; ATP-dependent DNA damage sensor activity; ATP binding. The record is from RefSeq and is a predicted model, not a curated record. Gene Ontology annotation, biological process: chiasma assembly; mismatch repair. The transcript has 27 exons. Lineage: Eukaryota; Metazoa; Chordata; Mammalia; Rodentia; Octodontidae. Gene Ontology annotation, cellular component: nucleus. Bases 849 to 3479 code for a protein of 876 amino acids.
AAAUAGCUCUAGAGGCCAGCAAGGGGAUGAGGUGGGGACCACACCUAAAGGGCGGCCCCCGGGCUCCACGUCCAGCUAGCUAAGGCCAGGGAGAGGGAACGGCUGCCGGGGAAACCCAGCCUUCGGGAGGGGAAAGGCGAAACAGACCGGAACUCACACAAAGACGCACGAACAAAAGGGCAAAGUGGAGACAGAGGCAGCGUGGAGAAUAAACAGACACACCAGGGCCCAGCAUCAGGCAGGAGGGGCACGGCGAGGUGGCGAUGGGGAAGGCCGCUGGAAACUUGCUCUACUUUAAACUUUUCGGGAGUCCAGCCCAGAACUGCGUCCCUGGGGACUUCCCCAGCUCGUGACCCCCGACCCCGCCGCGGCGAGCUGCACGUGGCCAGAUAUGAUGGCCACAUCUUCCCAUCUCAGGGUACCAAGAACAAAGCUGAGGAGGAAGAGGAGGACAAAAGUACCUCUGGCCCUUUAAGGUCGGCCUCCUGUCCCAUUCCCGCGGACCCCUUCCUUGGACGUCUAGCACAACUUCCGACCUUCUCUCAGGCUCCACCCCACGUCAAUCAAAGCCUGGAAACGCCUAGGGUUCGAGGCCUGGCUGCUAAGCAACGGCAGAAGGCGGGAAGUUUAAAUGUUAUGGCACCGCCCCCGGGACCGAAAGGACCAAUCAGCGCACCGCCUCUCUGAGCAAGCGGCCCCCGCCUCCCUCUUGCUUCGUCAGAGCUCCAGGCAGGAUCCCGGGUCCUCCGACGCGCGAGGCUCGGAGGGCGGAGCCUGCGCGCGCAUACCCCUGCGUCUCGCGCCGGCCACCCCUCUCGCAGACGCGCUGUAAUUGGCGCCGCCAGCACAUGGCCUCCCGCGCAGCGGCCCCGGGCGCGACGCCACAGGGACCGGGACAGUGGGCGGCCCCAGCCGGCUUCCCCAGCCUGGGCCCGGAGGAAGCCGACGAGGAGCAGGAGGAGGAGGAGGAGGAGCCCGUCGAGAUCCACCUGUGUGUGCUGUGGAAUUCAGCACACCUGGGCAUUGCCUACUAUGACACCAGCGACUCAACCGUCUACUUCAUGCCCGAUGCGCCAGACCACGAGAGCCUCAAGCUUCUCCAGAGAGUUCUGGAUGAAGUUAAUCCCCGGACUGUUGUUACGAGUGCCAAACAGGAUGAGAAUAUGGCUCAUUUUCUAGGGAGGCUUGCCUCUCAAGAACACAGAGAGCCAAGGAAACCUGAAAUCAUAUUGCUACCAAGUGUGGAUUUUGGUCUGGAGAUAAGCAAACAGCGCCUCCUUUCUGGAAACUACGCCUUCAUCCCAGAGUCUAUGACAGCCACUGAGAAGAUCCUCUUCCUCUCCUCCAUUAUUCCCUUCGACUGCCUCCUCACAGUUCGGGCACUUGGAGGACUGCUCAAGUUCCUAGGUCGACGAAGAAUUGGGGUUGAACUGGAAGACUCUAACGUCAGUGUCCCUAUCUUGGGCUUUAAGAAAUUUGCAUUAACCCAUCUUGUGAGCAUAGAUCAAGACACCUACAGUGUUCUACAGAUUUUCAAGAGCGAGUCUCAUCCCUCAGUGUACAAAGUGGCCAGUGGACUGAAGGAGGGGCUCAGCCUCUUUGGAAUCCUCAACAGAUGCCGCUGUAAGUGGGGAGAGAAACUGCUGAGGCUGUGGUUUACGCGUCCCACGCAGGACCUGGGGGAGCUCAAUGCCCGCCUGGACGUCAUUCAGUUUUUUCUGCUGCCCCAGAAUCUGGACACAGCUCAGAUGCUGCAUCGGCUCCUGAGUCACAUCAAGAAUGUGCCCCUGAUUCUGAAACGCAUGAAGUUGUCCCACACCAAGGUCAGCGACUGGCAGGUUCUCUACAAGACCGUGUACAGUGCGCUGGGCCUGAGAGACGCCUGCCGCUCCCUGCCACAGUCCAUCCAGCUCUUCCGGGACAUUGCCUGGGAGUUCUCCGACGACCUGCACCACAUCGCCUGCCUCAUUGGGAAGGUGGUGGACUUUGAGGGCAGCCUUGCUGAGAACCGCUUCACCGUGCUCCCCAACAUUGAUGCGGAAAUUGAUGAGAAGAAACGGCGGCUUGCGGGGCUCCCCAGCUUCCUCACUGAAGUUGCUCGCACGGAGCUAGAGAACCUGGACUCGCGCAUCCCUUCGUGCAGCGUCCUCUACAUCCCUCUGAUCGGCUUCCUUCUUUCUGUUCCGCGCCUGCCUUUUAUGGUGGAGGCCAGCGACUUCGAGAUCGAGGGGCUGGACUUCAUGUUUCUCUCAGAGGAAAAGCUGCAUUACCGAAGUGCUCGGACCAAGGAGCUGGAUGCGCUGCUGGGGGACCUGCACUGUGAGAUCCGGGGUGAGCGCGGCCCUCACAGGCGCCCCUUGCCGCUCCGCUCUCCCUCUGGUUCCCCGCCUUCCCCUCUGCAGUCCCUGGCCCCAUCUGCUGCCGCCGUCACUCUGGGGGCUCUGACUCCGCUCGGCCUCCCACCCCCAGACCAGGAGACCCUGCUGAUGCACCAGCUGCAGUGCCAGGUGCUGGCGCGGGCCGCCGGCCUGAGCCGGGUGCUGGACCUGGCCUCCCGCCUGGACGUCCUGCUGGCUCUCGCCAGCGCUGCCCGGGACUAUGGCUACUGCAGGCCCCGUUACUGCCCUGGACUCUGUGGGGUUCGAAUCCAGAAUGGCAGACACCCUCUGAUGGAGCUGUGCGCCCGCACCUUCGUGCCCAACUCCGCAGAAUGCGGCGGGGACAAAGGGAAAGUGAAGGUCAUCACCGGCCCCAACUCCUCCGGGAAGAGCAUCUACCUCAAGCAGGUGGGCCUGAUCACCUUCAUGGCCCUGGUGGGCAGCUUCGUGCCCGCGGAGCAGGCCGACGUGGGCGCGGUGGACGCCAUCUUCACCCGGAUCCACAGCUGCGAGUCCGUCUCUCUCGGCCUCUCCACCUUCAUGCUGGAUCUCAACCAGGUGGCGAAAGCAGUGAGCAGCGCCACAGAGCAGUCCCUGGUCCUCAUUGACGAGUUUGGCAAGGGCACCAACACGGUGGACGGCAUCGCCCUCCUCGCCGCUGUGAUCCGACACUGGCUGGCGCGCGGGCCCGCAUGCCCCCACGUCUUCGUGGCCACCAACUUCCUCAGCCUGGUGCAGCUGCAGCUGCUGCCGCAGGCGCCUCUGGUGCAGUACCUGACGAUGGAAACCUGUGAGGACGGGGAUGACCUGGUCUUCUUCUAUCAGGUUUGCGAAGGGGUGGCCAGCGCCAGCCACGCCUCCCACACGGCGACCCAAGCGGGGCUUCCGGACAGACUCGUAGCUCGUGCCAAAGAGGUUUCAGACUUAAUUCACAGCGGAAAACCCAUCCAACCUGUCCAGGAGCUGCGCAAGGAGAACCAAAUGGCAAAGUGCCAGGCGCUGGUGGAUAAGUUUCUGGAGCUGGACUUGGAUGACCCCAGCCUGGACGUGGGUGCCUUCAUGAGCCAGGAAGUGCUGCCCGCUGCCGCCACCGUCCUCUGAGACCAGCCUCUGC